AUGGCUCCCACUGGCACCCAGAAGCUCGAGGGCGAGGACCACGCCCGCGAUGCUGCCUUCAGCAAGGCUAUGCAUGGAAAUUCGGCGCAGGCUAAGGGCGGUAUUGCUGCCAUGUUCAGCAAGGGCGGCGACGCCAAGAAGGCCGCCGUUGACGAGUACUUCAAACACUGGGACAACAAGCCCGCCGAGAACGAGACCGCCGAGGAGCGUGCUGCCCGUACUGCCGAGUAUGCCACGCUUACGAGACACUACUACAACCUCGCGACCGACCUAUACGAAUAUGGCUGGGGCCAGUCUUUCCACUUCUGCCGCUUCUCUGUCGGCGAGUCCUUCCACCAGGCCAUUGCCCGUCACGAGCACUACCUCGCCCACAGCAUCGGCAUCAAGGAGGGCAUGAAGGUCCUCGAUGUUGGUUGUGGUGUUGGUGGCCCUGCCCGCGAGAUUGCCAAGUUCACCGGCUGCCAUGUCACCGGCUUGAACAACAACGAUUACCAGAUCGAUCGCGCCACCCAUUACGCCGCCAAGGAGGGACUCUCCAACCAGCUCAAGUUUGUUAAGGGUGACUUCAUGCAAAUGUCGUUCCCUGACAACAGCUUCGAUGCCGUCUAUGCUAUCGAGGCUACAGUCCACGCGCCCACGCUCAAGGGCAUCUACAGCGAGAUUUUUCGCGUGCUGAAGCCCGGUGGUGUGUUUGGUGUCUACGAGUGGCUUAUGACCGACGAGUAUGAUAACGACAACCUGCAUCAUCGUGAGAUCCGUCUCGGAAUUGAGCAGGGUGACGGCAUCUCCAACAUGUGCAAGGUUCAGGAGGCUCUUGAUGCCAUCAAGGGUUCUGGCUUCGAAAUGCUGCACCACGAGGAUCUGGCUGACCGCCCUGACCCUUCACCUUGGUACUGGCCUCUGUCCGGUGAGAUGCGCUAUAUCCAGACCCUUGGCGACAUCUUCACCAUUGUUCGCAUGACGAAGUGGGGUCGCUUCAUUGCUCAUAACCUUGCCGGCGCCCUCGAGACGAUCCGUCUGGCUCCUGCGGGCACCAAAAAGACCGCUGACAGCUUGGCGCUGGCUGCUGACUGCCUGGUGGCUGGUGGCAAGGAGCACCUAUUUACUCCUAUGUACCUGAUGGUUGCUCGCAAGCCUGAGUAA
This is a messenger RNA of Cordyceps fumosorosea ARSEF 2679, 1143 nucleotides long. RefSeq names its product sterol 24-C-methyltransferase. Gene Ontology annotation, cellular component: endoplasmic reticulum. Lineage: Eukaryota; Fungi; Ascomycota; Sordariomycetes; Hypocreales; Cordycipitaceae. The record is from RefSeq and is a predicted model, not a curated record. Gene Ontology annotation, molecular function: sterol 24-C-methyltransferase activity. Bases 1 to 1143 code for a protein of 380 amino acids. The transcript has 3 exons. Gene Ontology annotation, biological process: ergosterol biosynthetic process.